Molecule: messenger RNA, 2811 nt
Organism: Acytostelium subglobosum LB1
Lineage: Eukaryota; Evosea; Eumycetozoa; Acytosteliales; Acytosteliaceae
Exons: 5
Coding region: 1-2811 (936 amino acids)
Biological process (GO): maturation of SSU-rRNA
Cellular component (GO): nucleolus; Noc4p-Nop14p complex; small-subunit processome
Source: RefSeq, a predicted model, not a curated record
AUGAAACAAAAGAGUAAAUCAGAUAGAGUGUUUAAUGUGAAGAAGCAGAAUGCACCUGCUGCUGCUGCCAAUGCACCGGCUAAUGGCGCCAGCAAGGUGGUCAACCCAUUCGAUCGAAAGACAAACAGGGUCAAGCAUAGUGUCCUCGGAAAGAAGGUCAUCGGUACAUCCGGUAACAGAGGUCAAUCAAGAUAUAAUGAUAUUGAAAGGAGAAAGAAGACAUUGUUGGUUGAGAUGAACUUGGCCAACAAGAGUAAUCAAUUCAAUGAUUCUAGAUUCGAAGAGACCAACACUGCCAUGUCUGAGGAGGACAAGAUGCUUGCUCGUUUCCAAAAAGAGAAGAUGAGAAACAAAAGCCUUUAUAACUUGAAUGAUAAUGAUGAUGAACAACUCACUCAUUAUGGUAUGGCAUUGGGUAAUCAUAUGGCCGAUGAUUAUGAAGCCGAUGAGGAUGAUGAAUUGUUGGAGGAGGAGAAGAUGGUAGGAAGGAGACACUCUUCAUCCGAGCAGGAUAAUGUUGGCGCGGAUGGUAUGCCAAUGGAGAAGACAAGAGACGAGAUAUACAAGGAGAUCAUUGAGAAGUCUAAGCAGGGUCGUGCCGACAGGGCCAAGGAGAAGAUGGCCAAGGAGGACAUGACCAGACAGCUCGAUGAGGACUUUGACGACAUUCGCUCGAGCAACGUGCUCAUCGAGAGGAGAAAGGUUGAGGGCGACCCCCUGCUCUCACUGUUCCCAUCCGAGCAACAGAAGCAAGACCAGCAGAAUCAGCAACAACAGAGUGGAAUAUUCGCGAGCAACAACAACAGCAACAACCCAUAUGAUGAUUAUGAGAGUCUGGUCAUGGAGUUGGCAAAUGAUGUCAAGGCCAAGGCUACCGAUCGUAUGAAGACGCCAGAGGAGUUGAUGAAGGAGGAGAACGAGCGAUUGGAAAAGUUGGAGGAGGACAGACUCAAGAGAAUGAGGGGCGAGAUCGUCGAGGAUGAUGUCGCGCCCAAGAAGCAGACCAGAUGGGCAAAGAGACAGGAGAAGCUCACCAAAGACAAGGUCAACAAGCCAACCAGACCAACUGCCGACGACCUCAACGAUGAGGACUUUGCCAUGGAUCUCGGUAACGAGAGUGCUCCAUGGUAUAAUGAUGGAGAGGCAGCCAAGAAUGAUGAAGAGGAUGGCGAGGAUAGUGACGAAGAGGAAGGUGAUGAGGAUGAGGACGAUGAGGAGGCAGAGGCAGAGGAGGAUGACGAGGACGCAGACCUGGACGACAGCGAGGAUGAUGAGAAUGCCGAAGACGACGACGAAGAGGACGAUGAGGACGACUUGGAGGAGCAAAGACUGGAGAGAGAGCUCAAGAAGCUACAGACACAGAAGAAGGCGAGUGAGGAGAUACCAUUCACAUUCGACGUGCCAAAGAGUGUCGACGAGUUGAACCAAUGGCUGGCGGGAAGGAAUCAAGAAGAGAAGGAGUUGGUCUACACAAGAAUCAGAGUGUGCAAUCACAUCUCAUUGAAGCCACAGAACAAGGAGAAGAUGAAGGUCUACCUGCCUGUGCUCUGGCGUCGAUUCGAGCUGAUCGCCAUUGGGCACAACACCCUGGGCGGUCUGGACUGGAAGGAGCUGGACCUGUUGUCAAGAUAUAUAUUUGAGGUUGGAAAGGAUGUGCCUGACAUCCUGGCCUCGACGGCACUGGCCAUGUUGGAGUCAUGCUACCGACGAAGCAUGUCUCGUGUGGACAAGGCAUCGGACAUGGUCAGUGCAUGGCCAUCAGUCAGUGAGAUGUUGACCAUGAAGCUCAUUGGAAACAUCUUCCCAACUUCUGACUACAGUCAUCCAGUCAUCACACCAACCACCGUCGUGAUGGCACACUGCAUCACUCAAUGUCCAAUCAAGUCUGGACACGACAUCAUCUCGUCCCUCUUCCUAUCCACAGUAUUCCAAUUCUAUUUGAAGAGUGCCAACAAGUACUCACCAGAGUUGUCAGCAAUGUUGCUGAGUCUUCUCUCUGUGUUUGUCGAGCACCAGAAGAAGCCGGUAGCCGCAGCAGCCCUAGCCACAAAGGGCGCAUCAAAGAAUGCCUCCAAGACUGAGACCAAGCUAGCACCAGCACAGUCCAACGUCAUGGAUACUCACUGGACUACAUUCAAGUCAUCAAUAUUUGUCCCAACCAUCAUGUUACGUGAUGGCGCACUCACCAUAACCAACAAAGGAAAGAAGCUCAGCACAAUGGAGCCAUCAAAGGAGUUUGACUUUGCCAAGCUCACUCAAUCAAAGCAGGACGACGUCCUGAAGCAAUAUUAUGAAUCCGAUCAGUUCAGAGUGGACCUACUCUACCUGUUACUGUCCAUGACCAGACAGUACGUGGAGCAGGGCAACAAGUCUGACCAACGCCAAUCACUGCCAUCAGUAUUCACAUUGUUCCUCGGUCUGUUGAAGGCAAUCGACGCCAAGGACUUCCAUCCAACGAUCAAGGAGAAACUCAAUCACGUGAUUGAAACCAUCACCAAUAGAAUAGCGUCCAUCGUCGAUGAGCGUGUGCCUCUGACACUCCAGGAGUUCCACGAGCAUGGAGACGACCCCGAUGCCGUGCGCCAGGAGACCAAGAAGCUAAAGGCACUGCACAAGAAGGAGACCAAGGGUGCCAUCAGAGAGUUGAUGAAGGACAACACCUUCAUCCAGCAGGAGAAGUCAAAGAAGCGCGCAAUCGAGCGACAGGAGAUCGAGGCCAGCAGAAAGAAGAUCAUGUCAGAGCUGGAACAGGAGCAGAGCGAGGCCAAGCAAUUCAAGAAGUUGAAGGACAGGCUAGACGGCAGAAUAUAA